Molecule: messenger RNA, 3689 nt
Organism: Callorhinus ursinus (northern fur seal)
Lineage: Eukaryota; Metazoa; Chordata; Mammalia; Carnivora; Otariidae
Gene: PLCL1
Product: phospholipase C like 1 (inactive)
Biological process (GO): regulation of synaptic transmission, GABAergic; phosphatidylinositol-mediated signaling; release of sequestered calcium ion into cytosol
Molecular function (GO): phosphatidylinositol-4,5-bisphosphate phospholipase C activity
Source: RefSeq, a predicted model, not a curated record
GGGUGCAGGAGCGCGCUCGUGCCCAGAGGCUGGACUCCGCUGCCGGGCGUGCCGUCUCCCCCAGAGAGCCCGAAACGCCGGCCAUGGCCGAGGGCGCGGCGGGCAGGGAGGGUCCCGCGCCGCUGGACGCAGCCGGAUGUGAAGACGACCCCCGAGUGGGUCCGGACGCCGCCUCCGGCGAAGGCGUGGCUGUGGCCCCUGGGGGCCGGUGGAGGGACCGUCGCAGCGGGGUCGCGCUGCCGGGCGCUGCAGGGGCCCCGGCUGACAGCGAGGCUGGCCUCCUGGAGGCUGCGCGGGCGACCCCCCGGCGCAGUAGCAUCAUCAAGGAUCCUUCAAACCAAAAAUGUGGUGGAAGAAAGAAAACAGUGUCUUUCAGCAGCAUGCCAUCGGAAAAGAAAAUUAGCAGUGCGAGUGACUGCAUCAGCUUCAUGCAAGCUGGCUGUGAAUUGAAGAAGGUCCGGCCAAAUUCUCGUAUUUAUAACCGUUUUUUCACUCUGGACACAGACCUCCAAGCUCUUCGCUGGGAACCUUCCAAGAAAGACCUUGAGAAAGCUAAGCUUGACAUUUCUGCUAUAAAAGAGAUCAGAUUGGGGAAGAACACAGAAACAUUUAGAAACAAUGGCCUCGCUGACCAGAUUUGUGAGGACUGUGCCUUUUCUAUACUCCAUGGGGAAAAUUAUGAGUCUCUGGACCUAGUUGCCAAUUCAGCAGAUGUAGCAAAUAUCUGGGUGUCAGGUUUACGGUACCUGGUUUCUCGAAGUAAGCAACCCCUUGACUUUAUGGAGGGCAACCAGAACACACCAAGGUUCAUGUGGUUGAAAACAGUGUUUGAAGCGGCAGAUGUUGAUGGGAAUGGGAUUAUGUUGGAAGACACCUCUGUAGAGUUGAUAAAACAACUCAACCCUACCUUGAAGGAAUCCAAGAUCAGGUUAAAGUUUAAAGAAAUCCAGAAGAGCAAAGAAAAACUAACUACACGAGUGACGGAAGAGGAAUUUUGUGAGGCUUUUUGUGAACUUUGCACCAGGCCAGAAGUCUAUUUCUUACUGGUCCAGAUAUCUAAGAACAAAGAAUAUUUGGAUGCCAAUGAUCUCAUGCUCUUUUUAGAAGCUGAGCAAGGAGUCACCCAUAUUACUGAGGAUAUGUGCUUAGACAUUAUUCGGAGAUAUGAACUUUCCGAAGAGGGUCGUCAAAAAGGGUUUCUUGCAAUUGAUGGCUUUACCCAGUAUCUGUUGUCACCAGAAUGUGACAUUUUUGAUCCUGAGCAAAAAAAGGUUGCCCAAGAUAUGACCCAGCCACUAUCUCACUACUACAUCAAUGCUUCGCACAACACCUAUCUCAUAGAAGACCAGUUCAGGGGGCCAGCUGAUAUUAAUGGGUACGUUAGAGCUUUGAAAAUGGGCUGUCGAAGCAUUGAACUUGAUGUUAGUGAUGGUUCAGACAAUGAGCCAAUCCUUUGUAAUCGAAAUAAUGUGACGACACAUCUUUCUUUUAGAAGUGUCAUAGAGGUGAUAAAUAAAUUUGCCUUCAUUGCUUCUGAAUACCCACUCAUUCUUUGCCUGGGAAAUCACUGCUCCCUACCACAGCAAAAGAUAAUGGCUCAACAGAUGAAAAAGGUUUUUGGCGAUAAGCUCUAUACUGAGGCACCUUUGCCAUCAGAAACCUACCUCCCAUCACCGGAAAAAUUGAAAAGAAUGAUUGUUGUGAAAGGAAAGAAAUUGCCUUCUGACCCAGAUGUUUUGGAAGGAGAAGUAACAGAUGAAGAUGAAGAAGCAGAAAUGUCUCGAAGGCUGUCGGUAGAUUACAAUGGCGAGCAGAAACAAAUCUUGCUGUGUAGGGAACUCUCCGAUUUGGUAUCCAUCUGCAAGUCUGUUCAGUAUAGGGAUUUUGAACUGUCUAUGAAAAGCCAAAACUAUUGGGAAAUGUGUUCAUUUAGCGAAACAGAGGCCAGCCGAAUUGCAAAUGAGUACCCAGAGGAUUUUGUAAAUUAUAAUAAGAGAUUCUUAUCGAGAAUCUAUCCAAGUGCUAUGAGGAUCGAUUCCAGUAACUUGAAUCCACAGGACUUUUGGAAUUGUGGCUGUCAGAUUGUGGCAAUGAAUUUUCAGACUCCAGGUCCAAUGAUGGACCUUCACACAGGCUGGUUUCUUCAAAACGGAGGCUGUGGUUAUGUUCUAAGGCCAUCCAUCAUGCGAGAUGAAGUUUCUUACUUCAGUGCAAACACAAAGGGCAUCGUACCUGGGGUGUCUCCUCUUGCUCUUCAUAUCAAGAUCAUCAGUGGUCAGAAUUUUCCAAAGCCCAAAGGAGCUUGUGCCAAAGGAGAUGUCAUAGAUCCCUAUGUUUGUAUAGAGAUACAUGGAAUUCCAGCAGACUGUUCAGAACAAAGAACUAAAACUGUCCAACAGAACAGUGAUAACCCUAUUUUUGAUGAAACUUUUGAGUUUCAAGUAAACCUACCUGAGCUGGCCAUGAUUCGUUUUGUUGUUCUGGAUGAUGACUACAUUGGGGAUGAGUUUAUAGGACAAUAUACAAUACCGUUUGAAUGUUUGCAGCCUGGAUAUCGGCAUGUUCCCCUGCGCUCUUUUGUGGGUGACAUCAUGGAGCAUGUAACCCUUUUUGUCCACAUAGCAAUAACUAAUCGAAGUGGAGGAGGAAAGGCACAGAAGCGCAGCCUGUCAGUGAGAAUGGGGAAGAAAGUUCGAGAAUAUACCAUGGUCAGGAAUAUCGGCCUUAAGACCAUAGAUGACAUCUUUAAAAUAGCAGUUCAUCCCUUACGAGAAGCCAUAGAUAUGAGAGAAAAUAUGCAGAAUGCCAUAGUGUCUAUUAAGGAACUGUGUGGACUUCCUCCAAUUGCCAGUCUGAAACAGUGCCUGUUGACCCUGUCCUCUCGACUCAUCACCAGUGAUAAUACUCCUUCAGUCUCUCUUGUGAUGAAAGACAACUUUCCUUAUCUGGAGCCUCUGGGGGCAAUUCCAGAUGUGCAGAAAAAAAUGCUGGCUGCUUAUGAUCUGAUGAUUCAAGAGAGCCGGUUUCUCAUAGAAAUGGCAGAUACAGUCCAGGAAAAGAUUGUGCAGUGUCAGAAAGCAGGGAUGGAAUUCCACGAGGAACUUCAUAAUCUAGGGGCGAAAGAAGGCCUGAAGGGAAGAAAACUCAACAAGGCAACUGAGAGCUUUGCUUGGAACAUUACAGUAUUGAAGGGCCAAGGAGAUCUGUUGAAGAAUGCCAAGAAUGAAGCCAUAGAAAACAUGAAGCAGAUCCAGCUGGCGUGCUUGUCCUGUGGACUUAGUAAAGCACCCAGCAGUGGUGCAGAAGCCAAGAGCAAACGUAGCCUGGAAGCCAUCGAGGAGAAAGAGAGUGGCGAGGAGAAUGGGAAGCUGUGACCCUGCGCAGUACUGACACGCACACCCAGCCUUCCCCUUGAGGACUCCGGUUUUUCUCUCUGGUUUUCUUUCUUUCAGCUUUUUAGAAGUUCACAAAAAGAUGCCCUCUGUGGGGUGUUGGACAUAGAUAUUUUCACAAUGUCAGUAUUUUAAUGUAGUUAAUUUAUCUAAGUUAAAACCUUUAGUAGUGGUGUUUAAAAAUUCUCGGAUGUGUGUACAUACCCAUGUAUGGAUGUGGGUGGGAGCGUGUGUGUGUCUGUGUAUGUGUGUUUGUAUGAGAGAGAGAGACAGAGAGAGAGAGACAGAGAGAGACAG